AUGGCAGAAUUCGUUGAAGAAUCAUUCUGGGGCAAUUUCUCAGAUGAAGAAAUUGACUUUAAGGAGCAGAGUUCUCUCACAGGAGUUUUGGGAGCAAUCCUCCUCCUGAUGUGCCUCGUUGGGAUGACAGGGAAUAUCUAUACACUGGUGGUAGCGUUUGGCAGCAUGGCAAUUCGUUCAACAAGCUGUUUGUGUGUGUAUGUUAUUAACUUGGCAUUGGCAGAUUUACUCUACCUUUCCACCAUCCCUUUCGUGGUUUGUACAUAUUUUGCCCAGGACUGGUUCUUUGGAGAUGCAGGAUGCAGAUUUUUACUUAGCUUGGACUUGCUCACAAUGCACGCUAGCAUCUUUCUGCUGACAGCCAUGAGCUUGGAACGUUAUUGGGCAGUGACCAGACCACUAAAGGCUAGGAUUGCUGGGAACAGUUAUCAUAAGGUUGCCAGCAUUGCUGUGUGGCUUCUGUCACUGUUACUUACAAUACCAAUGAUGGUCAUGAUCCAGCAGCGGGAAGGUGGAAGCCAUAAACAUAUUUGCUUUCCCACAUGGACACCUGAUGCCUUCCGAGUUUACCUCACAAUUCUCUUUGGCACUAGCAUCCUAACACCUGGCCUUGUCCUAGCCAUACUGUACUCACGUCUUGCAUGGAGCUAUUGGAUUUCUACAAAAACUAUGCAGACUCAGGUGACGGGCCGAAUGUUGAAACAGAAGCUGUUCUCCAGGAUUUUCAGCAUCAUUGUGGCCUAUUGGGCUUGCUUUGUACCAUUCUGGGCCUGGCAGUUAGCCAAAUUAUACUGGUCAAUGGACUUGGAGAUUGGUUCUACUGCUCAGGCUUACCUCAACUUUGGUGUUACCUGUUUGACUUAUAGCAACAGUUGCAUCAACCCAUUUCUUUAUACCCUGCUAACAAAGAAUUACCGUGAGUACAUAUCAACUCAGUGUGAGGAAAGACAAGGCAGACAGCAUGCCUUCUUCAGAAGGGGGAGAGAUGCAAAACCUCAAGCAGAACUUGUAUCUGCAGCGGAGUUGUAG
Crotalus tigris (Tiger rattlesnake) is the source of this 1029-nucleotide messenger RNA. RefSeq names its product urotensin-2 receptor-like. Gene Ontology annotation, cellular component: membrane. The coding region runs from base 1 to 1029 and encodes 342 amino acids. NCBI's taxonomy places the organism in Eukaryota, Metazoa, Chordata, Lepidosauria, Squamata, Viperidae. Gene Ontology annotation, biological process: neuropeptide signaling pathway; blood vessel diameter maintenance; regulation of blood pressure. The transcript has a single exon. The record is from RefSeq and is a predicted model, not a curated record. Gene Ontology annotation, molecular function: urotensin II receptor activity.